AUGUAUCAGUGCGUAGAGAAAUCACCACGAUUAAAUUUAUAUAGCGCUCGGAAAGCAAGAUUUAUUAGUCAUUUCGCUUUGAAUAAAGGUAGAAACGUUGAUGGAUUUGAUUUUUGCCAGGGGAAAGGAUCUAUUAUGCGUAAUUUUGGGGAUAUAAAAACAAAUAAAAUACAUAUGCUUCCUCCAAUUAUCUAUCUUCCUAAUAAAGAUUUUUCACCUUGGACGUAUUUGAGAAAUUCGAGUUUGUUUACGAAUCAAGUUGACCCAAAAGUUUCAAAAGACGAAAUUGUACGAAUCCAUAUUCCAAUUGUAACUGUGCAAUACACAUGUAAAGCAGCAAGUGAGUUCAUUCAGGAUAUUAGAAGUGCACUUAAUACCUCCGACCCGACAGAAAUUAAAAGGAAAUUAGAGAUGACAUUUAAUUAUUAUGGCAACUACAUAGUUACAAAAGCUACACUUGGUGGUGCCAUUACUAUUAAAGAUUGGUCAAAAAUCCCUGAUGAAAGUAAAUCAUAUUUAAUGUGCUACAUUCAGUGGGGAAUUGAUUAUGUUAAAGGGAAUGCUUUAAACGUUUUUGAAGAUGUAGUACUUGAUAAAUUACCACGACUUGAGGCUUCAUCCAAUAUAAAAUUUAUUAGAGAUCUAUAUACUUGGUUUAAAAAUUUAUAUGAUUAUAAGUUUGCAGAAAUUAUAUCAUAUGAUGAAUAUAUUCCAUCUUACGAACUAUUACCAGAAGAGUUACAACAACAAUUAUGUAAUGUUAAUGGGUUUAAACCCGUUAAAAAUCCUCUCAAUAUAUUAGUUCCAAAUAUUUAUACUGGAUAUGAUGCACAUGAUAUUAAAGAAUGGAUAGCAUUGGAACCACUACAUAAUUUACAUCUUUGCAAUUGGGUUUACAUUAAUGAAUUGCAGCAUGGUGUAAUUUUCCAACGUUCAAAAUUAAAACGUGGUCAAAAGGCUGCAUUUAAAUUUCUAAAGGAACCGAAAAUAACUAAAGUAAAUGAGCUUAUUGUCAUAUUAUCACAACCAAAGACGGACCAAGAAGCCUACAUGUUUGAAAAUGGUAUAAUUUUAAAUGAGAGAGAUGGAUUAGAACUUGAUAAAAUCCCCUUUACUGAAUAUAACUCAGCUUUUAAUGUUCCUCUAGAAGAUUUCAGAUAUUCUAAACAUCAGCACUCUAAUGCAAUUUAUUGUCAAGUUAUUUUUCAUGCAAUCAAUAUUUCUUUUGACCAAUCAGACAUUAAACAUUUACAAGAAUUUUCAGAUGCACUAAAUUCUGAACUUCAUAGCAAAGAGCCAUUUAAAAAUCUUUGCAGGUUAUUUGGGAAGGAUUACGGACAUUUAUUGCCAAGAACUUUUAUGUUUGGUGGAGUUUUAUCAAAAAAAUAUAUAUCAGGUAAUAAUCCCACAAACAUUAAAGAACGAAAAUUUAUAUUCAAUGAAAAUGAUCCUAAUGCACUCAAAGAAAUUGAAGAUCAUUUAAAGGCAUGGAAUGUUGAAUUUAAAGAUGUUGACACUUCAAUAUUCCUUAACAAUAGAGGGGAUGCUGUUCGUCGCAACGAAAUUGAAGAAUGGUGGCAAACUCUUGCUAAUAAUCCUAACAACUGGGAUAUUAUAUCUUUAGAAGAUUGGAUGCCAAUAUGUCAUAUAGUUUUCAAGGGGGAGAUUUUAUUACAAGGUCAAAAUUUUGCAAUUAUUAUAUUUCCUAAACCACUUGUCAAUAACAAUUAUCAUGUCGUUGGAAAUGUUUUUAAUAAAAAUGGAGAUUACUGGGACAAUGAUCCAGAAGCAACAGUCAUAUUUGAUCAAAUUAAUGAAAGUAUUUGUAAAGCACGUAUCCAAAAUAAUUUCGGAGAAAGGUAA
Molecule: messenger RNA, 1863 nt
Organism: Dentiscutata erythropus
Lineage: Eukaryota; Fungi; Glomeromycota; Glomeromycetes; Diversisporales; Gigasporaceae
Source: the annotation of a GenBank genome assembly